AUGGACGAACAAGCAUUUUUAAACCAACAAAUGCGAGGAAAUGUUCAAUACAAUGUCAAUCAAACACAUCAAAUGCAGCAGUCACACGAACAGCAAUUAUAUCAACAACAACAUCAACAAGGUCGUCAACCAAUAUAUCAUCAGAUGAAUGUUAAUUAUCAAAAGGGGUAUGAUGGUGGCUCUCAGUACAAUCAUGGAAAUGAGCAGCAGCCUAUGUACAAUCAACAAUCUUAUCAGAUGGGAUAUAAUCAGCAGCAAGCUGUUUCCACACAAUACUACACGAUUCCGGAUGAUGACGAUUCAAUUAUUGUAGCAGAGAAUUGUGUUGUAAUGACUAGUGAUCCUUCUCCUGAACAAUUAAUGGCGCCUCAAUCUUCUAUUGGUGCUCAUUAUCCUCCUGAACAGCAACAAACCUCUCGAUACCCAUAUUUGCCGUCUAUAAGUGAUGGGGUACCUAGUUCUACUUUUUAUGGACAAGCUCGUCAACAACAGCAACAACAUAGAGAACCGCAUUAUGUUGUUGUAGAUCCUCUUACUUAUUCUGCAGGUUUUCAACAGAUACAUUCCCAACAAUCGACACAAAAACAACCACCACAGCGUCAAAUUUUACGUUCAUCUUUACCUAUUCAACAAGUUCAAAGAAGGGCUGCUCCAUUUGAAGAGGAAGAAGAAGAAAUGGAAGGAAGUGAUGAAGAUGAUGAAUGGCAACAAGAAGAACUUUUACAAACGACCUCACAACAGAGAUACAAAAUAAACAUUAAUGAGCCUAGAAUGACUAGGGCAGCAAGGCGUAAGCAAAAUUUUGAAGGCAAAAGUAAGCCAGAAAAGCAGAAGAAAGUCGAUGUACCGAAAAAAAUGUGUUCGGAUAUUUUCUCGGAUGAGGUGGAAAAAAAUGAAAAUUCAGUACAGAAAUAUGAGAAGAAAACGAUAUCGGGAACCUGGGCAGCAGUUUCACCAAAGAAAGAAAUUUUGGCUGAAAAACCGCUUUUGUAG
Meloidogyne enterolobii is the source of this 993-nucleotide messenger RNA. NCBI's taxonomy places the organism in Eukaryota, Metazoa, Nematoda, Chromadorea, Rhabditida, Meloidogynidae. The record is from the annotation of a GenBank genome assembly.